Triticum turgidum subsp. durum (durum wheat) is the source of this 477-nucleotide messenger RNA. The record is from the annotation of a GenBank genome assembly. NCBI's taxonomy places the organism in Eukaryota, Viridiplantae, Streptophyta, Magnoliopsida, Poales, Poaceae.
AUGCCUAUGAAUAUGCCACAAGGUCUCACGCCUGCUUCUGCAUCCAUGGCGAUCCCGACGGCGCAUUCCUCACGGCCGACGCUGGGGUUCCCCCUCGGCACGGCGCUCCUGCUCCUCGUCAUCUUCUCCCUCAGCGGCAUCUUCUCCUGCUGCUACCACUGGGACAGGCUCCGCUCCCUCCUCUGGUCUCGACAUCCCGGUAUGCUCCAGGAAGGUCCGCACACCAUCAUCUCCAUCGGAUCAGCGCCGAGCAAGGCAGCUUCCGAACACAAGAGCAAGAAAGCUGGAAAAGAGUGCGGGUUGCCCGUGAUCAUGCCCGGGGAUGACAUCCCCAAGUUCUACGCGAGGCCCUGCCCGCACGAGGCGUGUUUACCUGCAGCAGGCCAGCAGCAGCAGCAGAGAAGGGCGAUGUCGAGGUGCAAGUCAGAUGUUCAGUUUCGUGACACCGUCAGUAUCUGUAUACGAAAUCGUAGUUAG